Messenger RNA from Brassica rapa (field mustard), 1434 nucleotides. RefSeq names its product inositol-tetrakisphosphate 1-kinase 1. Gene Ontology annotation, molecular function: inositol-1,3,4-trisphosphate 6-kinase activity; inositol-3,4,5,6-tetrakisphosphate 1-kinase activity; magnesium ion binding. NCBI's taxonomy places the organism in Eukaryota, Viridiplantae, Streptophyta, Magnoliopsida, Brassicales, Brassicaceae. Gene Ontology annotation, cellular component: cytoplasm. Gene Ontology annotation, biological process: inositol trisphosphate metabolic process. The record is from RefSeq and is a predicted model, not a curated record.
CCUCUCUUCUCUUCUCUAUAUCACCUCAUGAAAGGCGAUACCUUUCGAUCUUUCCUCUCCGAUUCGCCCAUAAGAUUCUGCAUCAUCUCCUCGAUCUGAUCCGUGCAGAAUCUCGCAUUGAUAAAGGUUUUUGAUCCCUGGGGCAUGAAUGUUAACCUAAUUUCGCAACCUUCGAAGCAGAGCAACGGCGCAAGAUGGCAGAUUCAAUCAAGGAGAGGUACGUAGUCGGAUACGCUCUCGCGGAGAAGAAGCAGAACAGUUUCAUCCAGCCUUCGUUGAUCGAGCACUCGAGGCGACGAGGCAUUGAUCUAAUCAAGCUCGAUCCGGCGAAAUCGUUGUUGGAGCAAGGGAACCUCGAUUGCGUAAUCCACAAGCUUUACGACGUCGUUUGGAAGGAGAAUCUCAGUCAGUUUCGCGAGAAGUGUCCACGUGUCCCCGUCGUUGAUUCGCCCGAGGCGAUCGAGAGGUUGCACAAUAGGGUUUCGAUGCUUGAAGUGAUAACUCAGUUAACGUUUCCUGUCUCCGAAAGUGAACGUUUUGGAGUUCCGAAGCAGGUUGUUGUUAUGGAUGAGAACGUUUUGAGCGGUGAUGGAGCUUUGGGGGAGCUUGAGUUUCCGGUGAUAGCUAAGCCCUUGGAUGCUGAUGGGAGCGCGAAGUCUCACAAGAUGUUCUUGAUCUACGAUCAAGAAGGGAUGAAGAUACUCAAAGCUCCGAUUGUGUUGCAGGAGUUUGUGAAUCACGGUGGUGUGAUCUUUAAGGUCUAUGUGGUUGGAGACUACGUGAAGUGUGUAAAGAGGAGAUCUUUACCUGAUAUCUCCGAGGAGAAGAUCGGGACGGCUAAAGGGUCUCUUCCGUUUUCGCAGAUAUCGAACUUGACAGCUCAGGAGGAGAAGAACAAGGAGUAUGGAGAGGAUAGGAGCUUGGAGAAAGUGGAGAUGCCGCCGACGAGUUUCUUGGAGGAGCUGGCGAAGGCGAUGAGGAAAUCAAUGGGUCUUAAUCUGUUUAACUUUGACGUGAUUAGGGAUGCGAGAGAUGCGAGUAGGUACCUUGUGAUUGAUAUUAACUACUUUCCUGGUUAUGCUAAGAUGCCUUCUUACGAGCCUGUGUUGACGGAGUUCUUCUGGGACAUGGUCACAAAGAAGAAUCAUGUCUGAGAUCAAUAGCAGGAGCAUUUCUUAGGGAGGGUUUCUAUACAUUGCAAUGUGUUCUGGAAUAUGUUGCAAGUGCCAUUGCAGACAUCUCAAUCUGUCCUAUGGUGACUUAGCUGCUCUGCUAAUUUUUCAUUUGGAUUCUUGAACUUGUGUUUUUUUUUUAAUUAUUGUUAUUAUUUCUUAGUUGUUUCGCUCUCGUUUACUUCAAAGUUUUGCAAGGCCUUGUUCAAUGCAUAACUGUUGCCUACUCUUGAAUAGCAUUGGAUUUCUAAGUUCUUGGUCA